AUGCUAUUUGAUUUGUUUGGGUUCUUUGGAGAGAAGCCUUCAUGGUCUUUGAGCCCAAUUAAGUUUGAGGCUGGGAACCAGAACAACUUUGGGGGGAAGGUGAUAGUCCCGCAGUCGGUGCUGGUUGAUCUUGUGUCAUUCCAGAUACAGCCGCCAUUUACAUUUGAAAUCUCUCAUUCCGAUGGGGUUUACAAAACACACUGCGGGGUUCUAGAGUUUACCGGGGAGGAGGGCCAGAUCGUUGUCCCCUCGUGGAUGUAUCAGCAGCUCUCCAUGGAGGAUGCAGACAGGAUUGUGCUCAGAUACAUGACGUUUCCUCUCGGGAGGUUUGUGAAACUGAUACCACAUUCUGUAGACUUCCUUGAAAUCGAGAAUCCAAAGCUGGAAUUGGAGUCAUGCCUGAGGAACUAUCAGGUUUUGUCUGAGGGAGAUGAAAUACUGUGUCAAUUUGACGAGGUUGGAUCAAUAAGAUUCACUGUUGCACACAUAGAGCCCCUAAGCAAUGCAGUAUACAUCGUGGACACAGAUCUGGCUGUUGACUUUCUGGAGCCAAUUGGAUUCAAGGACAAGAUGGAGAGAGAGAGGACGGUCGCAAAGUACGUUGAGGUGAUUGAUUCACCCCACGAUAUAAAGCCAAUUAAGAUGAAGAAGCUUGGACUGUACAUGUACAGGCCGGCGAAUUAA
This is a messenger RNA of Encephalitozoon hellem ATCC 50504, 684 nucleotides long. Its product is annotated as ubiquitin fusion-degradation protein. Bases 1 to 684 code for a protein of 227 amino acids. Lineage: Eukaryota; Fungi; Microsporidia; Unikaryonidae. The record is from RefSeq and is a predicted model, not a curated record. The transcript has a single exon. Gene Ontology annotation, molecular function: polyubiquitin modification-dependent protein binding. Gene Ontology annotation, cellular component: VCP-NPL4-UFD1 AAA ATPase complex.